AUGUCUAAACCAAUUUUCGUUGUUGUAAAUGCUUUCUCCAAACAAGGUAUCAGUAUUAUUAAUACUUUGGUUGCAGAAGGUAACUAUCAAAUUCGUGCCACCACAACACGUCCAGUAUCAGAUACCCCAGCAGCUUUGAAGUUGAAGGAGAGAGGAGUUGAGGUUGUCCAAGUGGAUUAUACCAAGAAAUCUGAUUUCAACAAGGUUUUCAAUGGUGCCAAAGCUGCAUUCUUGAUGACACCAGCCAUCAGCUACACCGACCCAGACUACUACCAAAAGGAAAUUGAAUACGUCAAGUACCAAGCAGAUGCCGCCCUCGAAGAGCGUUUGGAACAUGUUAUCUUCUCUUCGGUUGACACUCCAGUCUUGACAGAUGCUCAUCGUGCCGAAUUCAAAUUCGAUAUUCUCUCAUGCCGAACCACUGUCCAACGAUACAUCGAGUCACUGCCAUUCAAAUACGUCAGUACUUUCAAUCUUGCGUUCUUCUACUCGAAUCAAAUCGAGUUUAUUCCACUGAUUAGAAACGAAGAUGGUUCGGCUGAGCUCGCACUCCCACUGCAACCCAAUGACUUGUUGCCAUACAUCGAUACCUACACUGCAACCGGUCCAAUCGUUUCAGAGUUCCUCCAACAUCCAUACCAAUAUAACCGUGCGGUAGUACCAGUGGUUGCCGAGUACCUGACUGGUGUGCAGCUGGCAGAGAUCUUCCAAGAGGUUACCGGUAUUAAAACUAGUUUCCGUGCAUUGGAUCGUCAGGCAUACAUUGAAGCCGGUGGUCUCAAUGGUGCACCAGAGUUGGAGUUAUUGGGUAAUCGUCUCUUUGAAAUCUGGGAUUCCACCGCCAAGUAUGGAUACUACUACAAACACCGUAAUACUAAACUCUCAAAUCAAAUCAAUCCAAAGCAAUUGAAUUGGAGACAAUUUCUUGAAACUACCAAAUGGACUGGUGAAUCAUAUCAAGAGUUUAGAGAGAAGAAUAAUUAUUAA
Molecule: messenger RNA, 987 nt
Organism: Heterostelium album PN500
Lineage: Eukaryota; Evosea; Eumycetozoa; Acytosteliales; Acytosteliaceae
Exons: 1
Coding region: 1-987 (328 amino acids)
Source: RefSeq, a predicted model, not a curated record